This is a messenger RNA of Leptopilina boulardi, 2357 nucleotides long. RefSeq names its product lebercilin-like protein. Gene Ontology annotation, biological process: intraciliary transport. The transcript has 8 exons. The coding region runs from base 185 to 1696 and encodes 503 amino acids. NCBI's taxonomy places the organism in Eukaryota, Metazoa, Arthropoda, Insecta, Hymenoptera, Figitidae. Gene Ontology annotation, cellular component: axoneme. The record is from RefSeq and is a predicted model, not a curated record.
UAGAGUUAUAUGUUCAAAUAGUUGUCAUAGCAACGUCGCAAAACAUUUAUGGUGAUUAAUUUCACACCAAAACAUGUGUUGUUAUUAUGUUUUUAGUAAUUUCAAAAAAUCUAAUUAUCAGAUAUUAAAAAAUUGGACAUAUUUAUUUAAAUGAUGUUUAUGAAAUGGUGUUAAGCAAUUUAAAAUGCAAACAAGUAAAACUCCAUUGCCGUCUCUAUGUUUAAGUUCAAGAUUACAAAGAGAAGAAAAUUAUGUCCCUGGAAUUAAAUCGGAUAAAAAAGAACAUUCUAAAAGUGCUGCAUUUUUAUUAAGCAACAGAAAGCAAUUAAAUUCAUUGAAUGGAGGUCCAUAUAAUUCUAGAAAUCGAUGUUACGUGCAGCCAAUUCAUUUAAAACAAUCAAAUAAAAGUGCGUUCAUACAAAAAGUUGUGUCUGCAAAAAUGUUGCAGAUUAAAGCUCUUCAAAAUGAAUUAACAGAUGCGCAUUAUCAUCUGAAUGAAUUAGCUAAUGAAAAUAGACUUUUAAAGACAUUGCAAACUAGACAAGAUUCAGCAUUGAGAAAAUAUGAAGGAACAAAUGCAGAAUUGCCUAGAAUAAUAAAUACUCAUCAUGAAGAAUUAAGAGUACUGCAAACUAAAUAUAAAAAAUUAAAGUCCCAAUAUAGAAGUAAUUGCGAAUUGUUAAAGGAAAAGGAUGUUAAAAUUCAUAUAAUUCAGGAUCAAAAUAAACAUUUAUUAAAAUUAAGUAAAGAUCGAAAUUUAGAAGAAAGAGAAAGUUUGCAACGAAAGACAUCGGAUUUAAUUUUUAAGAUUGAACAGCAAGAUAAAACUAUUAAUACAUUAAAUAGAAAGUUAGCUAUAGAGACUAAACAUUUAAAGCAUCAGUUACAUUUAGAAGUUAUAAAGCAUAAGGAAACACAAAAAAAGUUGCAGGAAACUUUUAACAAAUUGAAAUCAACAGAGGAACUUCUUGAAAAUAAAGAAAAAAAAUUGUUACAUGGAAAACAUUUUAAUUUAAUUCGUACAAUGCAAAAUAUUAAAUCAACAUCUCAUCCUAAUUUAGAUAAUAAUAGAUUAGGUAAUUCAGAUGGAGAUAAUUUUAACACUCCAAAAGUUUCUUUAAAUAAUUUAGAAAACAAAAAAGACUCUUUAAUAAUAGAAGAUGUAGAAAAAUUUAUUCAACAAUUAAAUUUAUCAAAAAUUUCAAAUAGAAUGGAUUCAAUUGCAACUAUUUCUCAAUGUCACAUUACUGAAAUAAUAGAACAUAAUAAAGACAAUAAUUAUUUAACUCAGGAAAGUUUUGAAAGAAGUAAUGAAAAUAAAAUUGUAAUUAGUAAACAAGAUAAUGGAAUGGACAACAAUUCAUAUAAUAUGAAUGAUAAUUAUGUUAAUAAUGAAAUAAAGGAUUCAGAAAUUUCAUUAAUUACUACAACUGAAUCAGUCAGCUCAUUGCAAAAUAAUGAUUCAAAUUCACCGCGAAAAGAAAAAUUACAUUUAAAAUAUUCAAUAAGUGAAGAAUCAGAACCAGAAGAUUUUGCAGAUGAAUUAAAUGAUGAAAUUAAAAGUGAAAUUUGUAAUUCUGUAAAAACUACAAACAAUACAACGGAGACUUUAGUUUUUCAAAAAAAAAAUAAUUAUGAUAAAGAAAGAUUACUAGCGGCAAUGAAAGCAAUUGAUGAUAAUGAAAAUAUUGAAUAGGAUUAGUCGGAAUCACUAAACUAGUCACAAGUUAUGAUUACUGGAAAGGAAGUAAAGUUAAAAUACUUUCUGUCACUUCUUUCAUUGGAAAAGUCAAAAGAAUAAAAGUCACAGAUUCAUCUGUUAAAAUGUAUUUUAAUGUAAAUAAAUUUUGCAAGAAUUAAAAAUUUUAAUAAUUUUAUUUAUUUUUAUUACCGAAUAAAAAAUCAAAAAAUUUUAAAGUCACAAAUUGGUUUAAUAUAAUAAUAUAUACCAAAAGAUUGAAAAUUACAUCAAUAUUGACAAUAAAAAUAAUUAAUUUUCUCUUUUAGCUAACUAAAUAACAUCAAUAAUAAUAAUUAACAAUUUUUUUUUUUUUUUUUAAUGAAAAAUUUGAAAGUUUACAAAAUUAACAAAAAUUAAAUAUUUAAUUAUCAUUAUUACAAUAUUUAACAUCGUAAAAAUAGACAUACACCAAUAGUUCAAUAUACUAAUAUAAAUAAAUUUACCCGUCUGUCUUUGACAAUUUUUUUCACUGGAGCGCUGCACUAUAUUAUAUAUCCUAUCUAUAUAGGUAAAUUUAUUACCUAAAUAGGCAAUUUUUAGACAAUAACGUGAGUCACAUUAGUAGGCAGAGGGUUUCAAAAACAAUUUUUAUAAAAUCAAAAAAAAACAAAUGCUA